AUGGCGGCCGACAUACCUCGGACUCACGAAGCUAUUGAAGCCCAAAUUUUAGACAUUCAAUCCCGGAAGAAGCAGAUAGUUUCAGAAGAUGGGCUCACAGAGAAGGAUCGUGUUGGUCUCGGAGAAACUGGCUACUUUGACAGUGAUAUCUAUGAUGGCGGUGGUGGCAAAUAUGAAGGAUAUGUUACAUCUAUUGCAGCCAAUGAUGAAGUUGAUGAUGAUGAAGUUGAUCAAGUUUCAUUUACCCAAAACAAAAGACCAGGGUACACUGCACCAGCAGCCUUACUCAACGAUGUUGCACAGGCUGAUAAAGAUUACGACCCAUUUGCGGACAGGCGUAGACCAACGAUUGCAGAAAAGGAAGAUGAAUACAGGCAGAAACGGAGAAGGAUGAUUAUAUCUCCUGAGAGAGUGGAUCCAUUUGCUGAAGGUGGGAAGACUCCAGAUGUUGGCUCCAGAACCUACACUGAGAUCAUGAAAGAGCAGCUUCUUCGAGGUGAAGAAACUGAGCUGAGGAAGAAAAUUUUAGAAAAGCAAAAAGAAGGUACCUUGAAGGUAGUCAGCAGCAAUGGAGAUUCUGCUAAAGCUCCUCCCAAAAGGCGAGGCCGCUGGGAUCAAACUGAAGAUGCAGGAACUCCUUCAGAGAAGAAGAAAAAAGCCGACACCUCAGCUUGGGAUAAGGAAGAUUCUACACCAGCCAUUUCUCGCUGGGAUGAAACUCCAGGACAUCCUAAAGGCUCUGAGACCCCAGGAGGAAUGGCAACACCUGGAGUUAGCACGCGCAUGUGGGAGCCGACUCCAGGCCAUGCAACCCCAGGAGCAGUAACUCCAGGCAGGGAGACCCCAGGACACGAUAAGGCAAUGUCCAGCCGGAGAAACCGGUGGGAUGAAACCCCUAAGACAGAGCGAGAGACUCCGGGGCACAGCAGUGGCUGGGCUGAGACUCCUCGCACAGACAGAGCUGGAGCUGAUCUCAUCCAGGACACACCUGGCACAGCUAGCAAGAGGAGAAGUCGUUGGGAUGAGACACCUUCUAAUCAGAUGACGCCUUCAGCAAUGACUCCCUCUGCCAUGACUCCUCACACACCAGGCACCCCAUCAACACCUAUGGGAACUCCUGGUGCAACACCGUCAAUGAUGACUCCCAGUGGUGUCACACCCACUGGCCAAAAAGCCAUGGCUAUGGCCACUCCCACACCAGGACACCUCGUUACUAUGACACCAGAGCAGAUGCAAAACUACAGAUGGGAACGCGAAAUCGAUGAACGAAAUCGUCCAUUGUCUGAUGAAGAAUUAGAAUCAAUGUUCCCUGUUGGGUAUAAAAUACUUCAACCACCAGCUGGAUACAUUCCAAUUAGAACUCCAGCCCGUCGUCUGACAGCUACACCAACGCCCAUCGCCGGCACUCCUCAAGGCUUCUUCAUCCAAACUGAAGAUAAGAGUGCCAAAUAUAUGGACAAUCAGCCGAAAGGCAACCUGCCCUUUAUGAAGCCUGAAGAUGCUCAGUACUUUGACAAACUCUUGGUUGAUGUUGAUGAGGAGACGCUCAGCCCUGAUGAACAGAAAGAAAGAAAAAUUAUGAAGCUGCUGCUGAAGAUUAAAAAUGGUACCCCUCCUAUGAGGAAAGCUGCUCUUCGUCAGAUUACUGACAAAGCUAGGGAGUUUGGGGCUGGCCCCUUGUUCAAUCAAAUCCUCCCGCUUUUAAUGUCGCCCACUUUGGAAGAUCAAGAGCGUCACUUGCUGGUGAAAGUCAUUGACCGUAUUUUGUACAAAUUAGACGACUUGGUGCGUCCUUAUGUGCAUAAGAUUCUUGUUGUUAUUGAACCUCUUCUGAUUGAUGAGGAUUACUAUGCUCGUGUGGAAGGCAGAGAAAUUAUUUCCAAUCUUGCCAAAGCAGCUGGCUUGGCUACUAUGAUUUCAACCAUGCGACCUGACAUUGAUAACAUCGAUGAAUAUGUGCGCAACACUACUGCUCGAGCAUUUGCUGUUGUUGCCUCUGCUUUGGGUAUUCCGUCUCUCCUUCCUUUCCUGAAGGCUGUUUGUAGGAGUAAGAAGUCUUGGCAAGCAAGGCAUACUGGUAUCAAAAUUGUCCAGCAAAUUGCUAUCUUGAUGGGCUGUGCCAUCCUACCUCAUCUUAAAAGUUUAGUUGAAAUUAUUGAACAUGGUCUUGUUGAUGAGCAGCAGAAGGUGCGAACUAUUACUGCUCUUGCUAUUGCUGCUUUAGCUGAAGCCGCAACUCCAUAUGGUAUUGAAAGUUUUGAUUCGGUUCUGAAACCUCUUUGGAAGGGUAUCCGUACUCACAGAGGAAAGGGUCUUGCUGCUUUCUUAAAGGCUAUUGGGUACCUGAUUCCACUCAUGGAUGCUGAGUAUGCUAAUUACUACACUAGGGAAGUGAUGCUUAUUCUAAUUCGUGAGUUCCAAUCUCCAGAUGAAGAAAUGAAGAAAAUUGUAUUAAAGGUUGUCAAGCAAUGUUGUGGCACUGAUGGUGUGGAGCCUCAAUACAUCAAAGAUGAAAUUUUGCCUCACUUCUUCAAGCAUUUCUGGAACCACCGAAUGGCAUUGGAUAGGAGAAAUUACAGACAGCUUGUUGAUACUACUGUUGAAAUUGCCAACAAAGUUGGAGCAUCUGAAAUCAUCAACAGAGUUGUGGAUGAUCUUAAAGAUGAAAAUGAACAGUACCGUAAAAUGGUUAUGGAAACUAUUGAGAAAGUCAUGGGCAACCUGGGUGCUGCAGACAUUGACUCUCGUCUUGAAGAGCAGCUCAUUGACGGUAUCCUUUAUGCCUUUCAAGAACAGACCACAGAAGAUGUGGUUAUGUUGAAUGGUUUUGGCACUAUUGUCAACCAACUGGGCAAACGAGUGAAACCCUACCUGCCUCAGAUUUGUGGUACAAUUUUGUGGCGAUUGAACAAUAAAUCUGCCAAAGUGCGACAACAAGCUGCUGAUCUCAUUUCAAGGAUAGCUGUUGUAAUGAAAACCUGCCAAGAGGAAAAACUUAUGGGUCACUUGGGUGUUGUGUUGUAUGAAUACCUUGGUGAAGAAUACCCUGAAGUACUUGGAAGCAUUCUUGGUGCUUUGAAAGCUAUUGUCAAUGUUAUUGGUAUGACAAAAAUGACUCCUCCAAUCAAAGAUUUGUUGCCCAGGCUAACUCCCAUUCUGAAGAACAGGCAUGAAAAGGUGCAAGAAAACUGUAUUGACCUGGUAGGACGUAUUGCUGAUCGUGGACCUGAAUAUGUAUCAGCUCGAGAAUGGAUGCGUAUUUGUUUUGAACUCCUCGAGCUCCUAAAGGCUCACAAAAAAGCCAUUAGAAGAGCUACUGUAAAUACAUUUGGCUACAUUGCCAAAGCCAUUGGUCCUCACGAUGUGUUGGCCACUUUAUUGAACAACCUGAAGGUUCAAGAAAGACAGAACAGAGUCUGUACAACUGUGGCUAUAGCCAUUGUUGCAGAAACUUGUUCACCAUUUACUGUUCUUCCCGCCUUGAUGAAUGAAUACAGGGUACCAGAACUUAAUGUUCAAAAUGGUGUUUUAAAGUCUCUUUCAUUCCUGUUUGAAUACAUUGGUGAAAUGGGAAAAGAUUACAUCUAUGCUGUGACACCUUUACUUGAAGAUGCUUUAAUGGACAGGGAUCUAGUCCACAGACAAACAGCUUGUGCUGCAAUUAAACACAUGGCCUUGGGAGUGUAUGGCUUUGGUUGUGAAGAUGCACUUAUUCAUUUACUCAACCAUGUCUGGCCUAAUAUUUUUGAAACUUCACCUCAUCUUGUGCAAGCAUUCAUGGACUCCAUUGAAGGAAUGCGCGUAGCUCUUGGUCCCAUCAAGAUACUUCAAUACACAUUACAGGGCUUGUUCCACCCAGCACGGAAAGUACGUGAUGUAUACUGGAAGAUCUACAAUUCUUUAUACAUUGGAGGACAAGAUGCUCUUGUGGGGGGAUAUCCUAGGGUUGAAAAUGACCCUAAAAACAUUUAUGCACGGUAUGAGUUGGAUUAUGUACUGUAAAACCUCUUAGUCAUACCAUUGAAAGAAUACAUUUUCUUUACUCGGCAUAUUUAUAUGCUGGGACCAAGUGUGCCCUGCUUUCAUCUUCAAAUCCUUUGUCAAAUGCGCCAGUCAUUCAGUAAUUUUAUUUUUUUUAAGUUCAUUUUAUUUGUGACACACUGUCAUGCAAUGCUGUGUAGUGUGAUUGUUUCAUAGCAUGCUAAAAUUUCUUUCAUGGGUGUAGUAUAGAAGAAAUGAUGUCAAGAUAUGCUUUGCAUUUAUUAUGUACAUAAUCCAUUUGCAGAAGUAUUACAACAAUAAAUAAUUUAAAAGCACAAA
This is a messenger RNA of Thrips palmi, 4320 nucleotides long. RefSeq names its product splicing factor 3B subunit 1 (gene Sf3b1). Gene Ontology annotation, biological process: spliceosomal complex assembly. The record is from RefSeq and is a predicted model, not a curated record. Gene Ontology annotation, molecular function: mRNA binding. Gene Ontology annotation, cellular component: U12-type spliceosomal complex; U2-type prespliceosome; U2 snRNP. NCBI's taxonomy places the organism in Eukaryota, Metazoa, Arthropoda, Insecta, Thysanoptera, Thripidae. The coding region runs from base 1 to 4002 and encodes 1333 amino acids. The transcript is spliced from 22 exons.